UGUAAUAGAAUCGUAGGGCCGCAAACUACCCGAGCUAAUAGCUCAUGUUUCUGUUUGUAUUGGUUUGAUUAUCGUCUUUCGAAAACAUAAUAAAAUACAGGGUGUUAUUUUCAACGCAUGGUGACACUCUUGUUUAUAUAUGAUGACUAUUUUCUAGGUUUUCUCCAAAUUAUUAAGUUAGGCCAAGCCUCUUCCAUUUGGUGCUUUUGUUCUUGACUCAACCCGGAUUCUUAACUUACCCAAAAAAAAAAAAACCCAGAUUCUCACAACUGUAUGCAGCAAACCAAGAAUGACGAACUCCAACUCCAAGCAUAGGAAAAAGAAGAGAAAAGGCAUAAGCAAAGGGCCACCAUUGUUUUCUGAAGUUGGAGCAGAAGCCAGAGGUUUGUUUGAGAAGGGGUACGUCAAGGAUCAUAAAUUUAGCAUAUCAGCCCAAAGGAGCACAGGAAUGGCCCUUACUUCAGCGUCAGUGAAACUUGGAAAGUACUAUGAUGCAUAUCUUGCAGCAAAAUACAAUUGCCAGAACGCUACCUUUGAUGUAAAAUUUGAUUCCAAAUUACAGAUCCUUACAUCAGCUGUAGCCUCUGUGAAACUUGGAAAGUACUCUUCUGCAUAUCUUGCAGCAAAAUACAAUUGCAAGACUGCUACCAUUGAUGUAAACAUUGAUUCCAAAUCACAGCUUUCAGGAAGCCUCAGUUUCAGUGGAAAGUUUUCUCCAUCCACGAAGACUAUAGCUUACUUGAAAUUGCCAAAUUGCAGCUCCAGUGAGCUCAAGAUUUGCUACUUCCACAAAAACUUUGCUUUAGCUACGUCCAUUCUUCUAAACCAGUCGCCAGAAGUGAUGCUGUCAGCAUCUAUAGGAACUCCAAAAUUUGCUUUAGGUGUGGAGGCAAAAUACAAGACAAAAAGCUGUUCUGCUUGCUAUAAUGUAGGCAUAAAACUCGCAAAUCCCAAGUGCAAUGCUUCAAUAACUUUGGCCAACCAGGGUGACUUGCUGAAAGCCUCAUAUGUCCACCGCUUUAAACACCCAAAGGAGAUUUCCGUGGGGGCAGAGAUCAACAGGACGUUCUCAAAGAAGGAAAGUACUUUUACAGUUGGAGCAUCAUACAUUGUGGAUCAUCUCACAAGAGUAAAGAUGAAGCUCAACAAUCAGGGAAAGCUCGAGACUCUCUUGAGACAUAAAUUCAGGCCGAAGUCACACUUAUCAAUCUCUGGUGAAGUGGACAUGAAAGCUCUUUACAGGAUUCCUAGAAUUGGCUUGGCUGUGGCUCUCAAGCUUUGAAGGGUCUUUCAAUCAGCAAUAGUAAAUAAGCAGGAUAAGAAACUUUCAUACCCUUUAAUGAUUGUGGUUCAUUGUUCUGGCAUAGGGAAAGGGGAUAAAAUGCAGAUACACCCUUUUUCUCUUUCAGAACGUGGGUGGUUAGAAAUUAUCUCUCUUAACUUCCAAGAACAAUUAUCAGCUUGAGUAUCAAUGUUUUUUCCAAUCCAGUGGCUAAAAAGUUACUCUUUCUUUAGCCAUAAAUUAUAAUUUUAUCUAUACCAGAAAUUAAAAGAGAUACUUUUUCUCCGUGUCCUGCUUCA
Messenger RNA from Mangifera indica (mango), 1581 nucleotides. RefSeq names its product putative mitochondrial outer membrane protein porin 5. The record is from RefSeq and is a predicted model, not a curated record. Gene Ontology annotation, cellular component: mitochondrial outer membrane. The transcript is spliced from 7 exons. Gene Ontology annotation, molecular function: voltage-gated monoatomic anion channel activity. Gene Ontology annotation, biological process: monoatomic anion transmembrane transport. NCBI's taxonomy places the organism in Eukaryota, Viridiplantae, Streptophyta, Magnoliopsida, Sapindales, Anacardiaceae. Bases 290 to 1282 code for a protein of 330 amino acids.